Psammomys obesus (fat sand rat) is the source of this 3178-nucleotide messenger RNA. RefSeq names its product general transcription factor IIIC subunit 5 (gene Gtf3c5). Gene Ontology annotation, cellular component: transcription factor TFIIIC complex. Bases 290 to 1840 code for a protein of 516 amino acids. The record is from RefSeq and is a predicted model, not a curated record. The transcript is spliced from 12 exons. Gene Ontology annotation, biological process: transcription initiation at RNA polymerase III promoter. NCBI's taxonomy places the organism in Eukaryota, Metazoa, Chordata, Mammalia, Rodentia, Muridae.
CCUGGUUGGGCGGGCUGGUGGGAUAAGCCCUCAUCUCGCCCCCUUGUCCGUCCAGCCCUCUUCAUUCUAAACAAUCAAACAAACAAAACCCUCCAGGCUUCUGUGUGGUAUUGCAAAAUAAACAGAGGCCAUGGCGCGCUGGUUCGUGGAGGCCUUCGAGUCUCAUAGAUUUAGGGAGACGGGAAAGGUUAAGAGGACCGGAACUAUUACUUCACGGAACCUUUGAGGUGAGGCUUGGAGGGGCCGUUUGAGGAACGGACCGCGGCGGGACCAGACCGUACUGGUAGGCAUGGCGGCGGAGGAGCUUGACGCGGGCCCAGAGGCCGCCAUCCCUGUGGACCUGCGGCGGGAACGGCGACUGGUGUGCGUGGAGUACCCAGGCGUGGUGCGUAACGAGGCUAAGAUGCUGCAGACUCUGGGCGGCGAGGAAGGCGUCUCUCGAAUCUACACCGACCCUACCAAGAGGCUUGAGCUUUACUUCCGGCCCAAGGACCCAUACUGCCACCCUGUGUGUGCUAACCGGUUCAGUACCAGCAGCCUGCUACUCCAGAUCAGGAAAAGAACAAGGCGGCGAAGAAGUGUCUUGGGAGAUGAGGCCCAUCCCCAGGUCACAUUCGACUUAGAAAUCCUUGGCACCAUCUCUACAAUUUACAAAUUCCAGGGAAUGUCUGAUUUUCAGUAUCUGGCAGUGCACACAGAAGCAGGUGGCAAGCAUGUGUCCAUGUAUGACAGAGUGCUCAUGCGCAAGCCUGAGAAGGAAGAGUUCUUCCACCAGGAGCUGCCACUCUACAUCCCACCGCCCAUCUUCUCCCGCCUCGACACUCCUGUGGACUAUUUCUAUCGACCUGAGACACAGCACCGGGAAGGCUAUCACAAUCCCUCCAUCUCAGGCGAGAACCUGAUUGGACUGAGUAGAGCCCGGCGCCCUCACAAUGCCAUCUUUGUCAACUUUGAGGACACUGAAGUACCUGAACAGCCUUUGGAGGCUGCAGUACAGACGUGGAAGAAGGCUUGCACCAACCCCAUAGAUCAGAAGGUGGAGGAAGAACUGAGGAAGCUCUUUGACAUCCGCCCCAUCUGGUCACGAAAUGCUGUCAAGUCAAACGUCAGUGUCCACCCUGACAAGCUUAAGAUCUUGCUUCCCUAUAUGGCUUAUUACAUGAUAACAGGCCCAUGGAGAAGCUUGUGGAUUCGAUUUGGCUAUGACCCUCGAAAAAACCCAGAUGCCAAGAUUUAUCAAGUCCUUGACUUUCGAAUCCGAUGUGGCAUGAAAUACGGUUAUGGCUCCAGGGACAUGCCUGUCAAAGCAAAGCGCAGCACAUACAACUACAGCCUCCCCAUCACCGUCAAGAAGACGUCUAACCAGCUUGUCACUAUGCAUGACCUGAAGCAGGGCCUGGGCCCAUCAGGGACAGACGGCCCACGGAAAUUGACCUACAAUAAGUACAAGCUCAAGGAUUCUGUCUACAUCUUCCGGGAAGGGGCUCUGCCACCGUAUCGACAGAUGUUCUACCAGCUGUGUGAUUUGAAUGUAGAGGAGUUGCAGAAAAUUGUUCACCGCAACGAUGGGACAGAGAGUUUGUGCACAGAGAGAGAUGGGUGGUGCCUACCCAAGACCACAGAUCACCUGAGGGACACCAUGUCACGAAUGAUUCUGCAGACCAUCCGCUCUGAGAGGCCUGCUCUCUUCUCCAACACAGGUAAGGCUGACCGUGGCAAAGAGCAGCUAAUGUUUGAGUCUGGAGAGGAGGAAGAGGAGGAGGAGGAGGAAGAGGAGGAUUUCAAGCCCUCAGAUGGAAGUGAAAAUGAGAUGGAGACAGAGAUUCUGGAUUAUGUGUGAUGAAGCUCUGGUCCCAGGCAACCAGGACAUGCUGAUAUGCCAUGAUUGGACAGUUGGGACAGGCCUGUGCCCCGGUCCAGGUCGGUGAGAUGAGGACACUGGGCAACCCCAGGCUAGGCUCAGCCUGUUCACCAAGUGGACCAGCUCUUCAGUUCCCUGAACACAUCCUGUUGUCUCACAACUUCCUGUUGUGCAACUAGAGACUGUCAUGUCCCUGCCGAGCUGGCCUCCCUGGAAGGUCUCCCAUGCAUGGCCUCCCAAGCCCCCAGGGUGGCAGCAGCACUUCCUGAAGGGUGCUGAUCGAGAGAUGGGCCAUUGUUUUGUUUCUCUGUGUGGCCUCUCUGCCUUGAACAGCCUGGCGCACGCGCAUGCACACGAUCAAGUCACAUCAAUUCCAAAGUCAAAUGCCUUGAGCCAGUGCAUCCUCCUGACACAACUGAGGACACAUUGUUUCAUUUGGCCCAAGUGGGCACUCCUAGGAACUUCAUAGCCUUACAGGGAAUCAGCAGAACAGACCCUGUGUCCCCUGCUGACCCUGCUUCCUGCUGCUUCGAAGAAAGCUCAGCCCAGAGGCAGGAAGUAGUUCUUCCCCAAAGGCUAGCCAGACCUUGCCUGUUCCCCACAGGACUUCUGUCAUAGCAGCUACCAGGACACCUCAGCUGGGAGCUUUCCCACUUUUAGCUGCUACCCAUUCCCAUCCUGGUCCUUGAGGAGGAAGGGGUUCUAGGUUCUGAUACCAUCUACCCAGUAUGCCUUGACUCUGUAGACCUGAAGAAGGUGCUGAGUGAGGGCCCUUUGGAGGCUUUACCUACACAGUGCCCAGGGAAGUGGCAGCCAUGCCUUAGGUUGACCAGACUGGAAGGACUUGGUCUAGCCACAUUUGCUAAAGUUAUUCUCCUGAACUCCCAUGUAAAUAAAAGUGGCUUUUAGUACAAAAAGUGUAAAAGUCCCUCAGAAGCAGACACUGGUGUUUCAUGCAGCUGGUUACUGGCAGCAGAUUUCAUAUUACUGAGUCUUAUUGCAUAUUUGUGUUUUGCUGGGUGAGUUUAAGGAAAGAUCAUACUUGUCCCCAACAGAACUGCAGCACUGUGUGAUACUUACUAGCCAAGAUUCUCCAGAGCAGCAGAGCAGUUAGGAUUAAUUGCAAGUAGUUGGUUCACAGUGAAGGUAUAGGUGCUCGGUCUUCAGGGCAUGGUGUGGGGUGGAGUCAAAGGUAGCAUGCUGGCCACAUGUCCACCACCACCAUCCCUGCCCUCCAUCUCAGCCCUGUAACACACUGUGUGAAGCCCACCUAUUGAUUUGAAAGCAUUUGAAUUAAAAAACAGCCUCUGCUCCCUA